Messenger RNA from Triticum dicoccoides, 659 nucleotides. RefSeq lists its product as uncharacterized. NCBI's taxonomy places the organism in Eukaryota, Viridiplantae, Streptophyta, Magnoliopsida, Poales, Poaceae. The transcript is spliced from 2 exons. The record is from RefSeq and is a predicted model, not a curated record. Bases 109 to 516 code for a protein of 135 amino acids.
GGAGCUUGGCCCAUCCGCUGUUGGACGCCCCAAUCCACAGCAACGUAGAGGGCGUUCGCGCGUGCAUCGAAUCGCUGCUCGGAGCCGCCACAAGCUGUUGACAUCCCCAUGGGAGCGGAGACGAACAUCUCGCCGCAGCUAGAGCCGGCCAAGUCGCGGGAGACGGAUACUCUACUCAACGACGAUCAGAACUGGAUGACGGUGCUGCAGGAGUCUGUGUCGUUCAGGCGGUUACUGUCCGAGCCACUCGAGUGGGAUACCACGGGGCAUGUCUCGCCAGCAACGAUGGCGCAUGUCCAAUCACUGCCGACAGCUCAGCUCGAUCUGCCAGCACAUGCCGUGGUGUUCGGACGUCAAUCUAUGUCCUCCAACUACUGUGCUGCGCACAUUGGAAGUUCUGAACCAGCCCAGAGUUGUAAUCCAUGCUUGCCCGUGGCUCGUUCAUUAGUAAGUCCAACACAUAUUGGAGGAGCCGAUCUCUAUAUGGUAAGUUCAUCCUCUAAUCUCAUUAAAUAAUGGAUUUAUAUAUGGGUAUCCAUAUAGAAUUGAAACCAACAUGUCGUCCUAUUAGGACAGUUAAACUAAAUGAAGCAACAAUCGUUGCCUGUAGUGAGGAAGAUGUAAUAGUAGGCAAUAGCAGUCUGCAGCUAUGUAAAGAG